AUGGUGGGAUCAGGUUCUGCAGGUGGAGAUUUACGAACUCCACAGUUCAAUGGUUCAAACUAUGAUUUUUGGUCAGUAAAAAUGGAGACUAUCCUCAUAGCAUAUGAUUUAUGGGAUGCAGUGGAGAUUGGAAUACAACCACAGCCGAUUAUUGAGCAGGAAGCAGGCUCUGAAGGCACUGGAGAUGAAGAGAGUGAGGCUGAGGAAAUUCCAGUGGAAGCACCUACUAUCUCCAGAGAAGAUAAGAUCAAAAAUGCCAAGGCUUUGAGUCUUAUUCAAGGAGCACUGACAGAUGAACUCUUUCCUCGCAUCAGAAAUGAGAAGACUGCAAAAGGUGCUUGGGGAAUUCUAAGAAGAGAGUUCAGAGGAGAUAAAAAGGUAAGAGCUGUGAAAUUACAAGCUAUUAGAGCUGACUUUGAAUAUUUGAGAAUGAAUGAUGUUGAAUCUCUGGAUGACUACUUGGCUCGUUUUUUUGAAAUUGUAAACAACCUGAAAUCUCUAGGAGAAGAUGUAACAGAGAAAAGGAUUGUCCAAAAAUUGUUGAUGAGUCUAAGUAGGAGGUACAAGUCCAUAGUGUCAAUCAUUGAAGAAACCAGAGAUCUUGACACUAUUAGAGUUGAAGAAAUUCUUGCAUCUGUCAAGGUUUAUGAUAAGAGAGAGGAUUUGCAUGAUGAAAGGGACAAAUUGGCAGGAACUGAGAAAGCUUUUAGCAGUCUCAAAGUUGGAAAUGAUCAAGCUUCUGGAGCUAACAAAAGUUCUCAGGGAAAACAAAAUCAAAAUGGCAAGGACAAAACAAAAAGGGCUCAAAUUGGUCUCAAGGUGGAAAUUUUAACAACAAUAAUGGCUCCGGAGGGAAUUGGAACAGCAGCUUCAAUUCACAAAACAAGCAAGGGAGUAGUAGUCAAGGACUGUGAAAGUGGUAAACAAGUUGCAAACUGUGCAAAAGAGGAAGAAGUAACCACAGGAACAAUGUUCUAUGCUUGUCAUGCAAGCUCAAUUGCAUCAAGCAAGUCUGUGUGGUUUGUCGACAGUGCUUGCAGCAAUCACAUGACCUCUCAAGAGUCCUUGUUGAUCAAUCUUGAUAGGUCAGUGACCUGCAAAGUGAAAAUGGGCACUGGUGACCUUGUUCAAGCCACAGGAAAAGGGACACUAGUAGUUGAGACAAGAAAAGGGAGAAGAUAUAUAAAUGAGGUGCUGUUAGUCCCUGGUCUAGAUGAGAAUUUGUUGAGUGUAGGACAAAUGAUGGAGCAUGGGUACUACAUUCUAUUUGGAGGAAACUAUGCAUUAAUAUGUGAUGAUAGCAGCCUUGAUAAUGUUGUUGCCAAAGUAGCAAUGGCUGGAAAUAGAUGCUUUCCAUUGUCUAUGGAAUCUAUCUGCUCAAUGGGAAUGAAAGCAGCAGUACAAGUAGAUCCAUGGGUUUGGCAUAGGAGAUUGGGGCAUUUGAACUUUGCAAGCAUGAAAAAAAUGCAGCAAACACAAAUGGUGCUAGGCUUACCUGAUUUCUCAGAAAAAGAAGGAGUAUGUGAAGGCUGUGUGUAUGGUAAAAGCCACAGAGAACCAUUUGAAAAUGAGAAGUCUUGGAGAGCUAAGCAUCCACUUGAAAACAAGUCAAGUGUGAUAAGUGUGUUCAAAAAGUUCAAAGCAUUUGUUGAGCUACAAAGUGGAUUCAACUUAAAGAAACUAAGAAGUGACAGAGGUGGAGAGUACACUUCACAUGAAUUCCUUGAGUUUUGCAGUGAUCUUGGCAUGGAGAGGCAACUGACUAUUGCCUACUCACCUCAGCAAAAUGGGGUUGCUGAGAGAAGAAACAGAACCAUCUGUGAAAUGGCAAGAUCAAUGAUGACUGAGAAGAAAAUCCCUGUAAAGUUCUGGGCUGAAGCAGUUGGUACUGCUGUGUAUCUGCAAAACAGGUGCUAUACUACUUCAGUUUCAGACAAAACUCCAUUUGAAGCUUUCACAGGAAGGAAACCAGGUGCAAAACACCUGAGAGUGUUUGGAAGUAUAUGUUACAGUCACAUUCCAUCAAACCUUAGACAGAAGUUUGAUGACAAAGCAAGCAAAGGAAUUUUUAUGGGUUAUGGCAGCUGUGAGAAGGGUUACAGGGUCUAUAAUCUUCAAACUGAGAAGAUUAUACUCUCUAGAAGUGUUGUUUUUGAUGAGAACAAAUCCUGGAAUUGGGAAAGCAAGCAAGAUGAAACUGUUUCUGUGCCUUUCAUCUUUGAAAAUGGAAAUUCUGAGAUAGCUGAAACAGAAGAAGCCUCUCAUGAAAUUCAUAGCAUUGAUUCACCAAAUCUGAAUCAAUUAAUCUCAGAUGAUGAACAUGUCUCUGGAAGAAAUGGCAGUAGCACCAAUCAAGGGUCAACUCCAAGCAAUACACCAGUAAAGCUGAGAAGUUUGGAGGACAUUUAUGCAAGAUGUCACAUGACCAUUAUUGAACCUGAAACUUAUUAUGAAGUUGUAGAAGACAAAGCUUGGAAGGAAGCAAUGGAUGCUGAGAUUGAAACCAUUGAAAAGAAUGGAACUUGGGAGCUAGUGGAAAGGCCUACAGAUAAACCAGUCAUAGGAGUCAAAUGGGUGUUCAAAACCAAGUUGAAUCUGGAUGGAACAGUUCAAAAACACAAGGCUAGGCUUGUAGCUAAAGGGUAUGCUCAAAAACCUGGUAUUGAUUAUAAUGAAACCUUUGCCCCAGUGGCAAGGUUAGAUACAAUUAGAACUUUGAUUGCACUUGCAGCACAAAAGGGUUGGAAGUUGUUUCAAUUAGAUGUUAAGUCAGCCUUCUUGAAUGGAGUACUUGAGGAGGAGGUUUAUACUGAGCAACCAGAGGGGUUUGAAGUGAAAACAGCAAGUCACAAGGUCUAUAAAUUAAAGAAGGCCCUCUAUGGUUUGAAGCAGGCUCCCAAAGCCUGGUACAGUGAAAUAGACACCUAUCUAACUAGCUGCAAUUUUAAAAGAAGCACCAGUGAGGCCACCUUAUAUACCAGAACUGAUGAAGAAGGAAAACUGAUCAUUGUCUCUAUAUAUGUUGAUGAUAUAGUUUAUACUGGAAACAGUAAUGCUUUGCUCAGUGAGUUUAAAAAGGACAUGAUGCAAAAGUAUGAAAUGACUGAUUUAGGACUCCUACAUCAUUUCUUGGGAAUGGGAGUUCUACAAACUGAAAAUGGAGUGUUUAUUCAUCAAAGCAAGUAUGCAAAGUCCUUGCUUGUGAAAUUUGGUCUCGAGGAUUGUAAGUCAGUAACAAUUCCUCUACCCACUGGUGAAAGAUUAAAGAAAGUUGAUGGAAGUGAUUUGGCUGAUGAAGGUUUGUUUAGAAAAAUUGUUGGCAGCCUGUUGUAUCUGACUGCAACCAGGCCUGAUAUAAUGUUUGCAGCCAGUUUGUUAUCAAGAUUCAUGCACAGCCCCACAAAGAAGCACAUGGGAAUUGCAAAAAGGGUUCUUAGAUACAUUCAAGGCACUCUCAGCUAUGGCAUUGAAUUUACAAGGGAUAAUAAUGCUGUUCUGGUUGGCUUUUGUGACUCUGAUUGGGUUGGCAGUGAAGAUGACAGUAGAAGCACAUCUGGAUAUGCAUUCAGUUUUGGUAGUGGAGUUUUUUCAUGGGCUUCAGUCAAGCAAAACACAGUUGCAUUGUCAACUGCAGAAGCUGAAUAUGUUUUAGCAGCUGAGGCAACAGCUCAAGCUAUCUGGCUAAGGUUUGUGUUGGAUGAUUUUGGUGAAAUGCAAUCUGAUGCAACACCAUUGUUUUGUGACAACAUGUCAGCAAUAUCAAUGGUCAAAAACCCUGUUUUCCAUCAGAAAACAAGGCACAUAAACCGAAGGUAUCAUUUCAUAAGGGAAGCUUUACAAGAAGGGGUGAUUGAUAUAAAAUUCUGCAGAAGUGAAGAACAGUUGGCAGAUAUUUUUACAAAAGCUCUGCCCAAAGAUCGAUUCAAUUAUUUGAGGUUGAAGCUUGGAGUUAAACCAGUAAGCAGCUUAGGAGAGGCUGUUGAGAGUUAA
This is a messenger RNA of Prunus armeniaca (apricot), 3990 nucleotides long. NCBI's taxonomy places the organism in Eukaryota, Viridiplantae, Streptophyta, Magnoliopsida, Rosales, Rosaceae. The record is from the annotation of a GenBank genome assembly.